Molecule: messenger RNA, 3591 nt
Organism: Indicator indicator
Lineage: Eukaryota; Metazoa; Chordata; Aves; Piciformes; Indicatoridae
Gene: FBLN2
Product: fibulin 2
Exons: 16
Coding region: 1-3591 (1196 amino acids)
Cellular component (GO): extracellular region
Molecular function (GO): calcium ion binding
Source: RefSeq, a predicted model, not a curated record
AUGGCCAGGUACCAGCGCUGGCAGCGGGGCUGCCUGGGUGCCACCCUGCUGGUGCUGCUGUGGGGCAGUGCGUCCCGCGCCCAGAGGGACUGCACGGGCGCCGAGUGCCAGCCCCUGGACAACUGCAUCGAGGAGGUGCUGGAGCCGGGCGCCUGCUGCGCCACCUGCCUGCAGCAGGGCUGCCCCUGCGAGGGCUACCAGUACUACGACUGCGUCAACGUCGGCUUCCUCAACGGCAAGGUGCCCGAGGGGCAGUCCUACUUCGUGGACUUCGGCAGCACCGAGUGCUCCUGCCCCAAGGGGGGGGGCAAGAUCAGCUGCCAGUUCAUGCUGUGCCCCGAGCUGCCCCCCAACUGCAUUGACGCGGUGGUGCCCGCCGACGGCUGCCCGCAGUGCGGCAGGAUCGGCUGCCUGCACGAGGGCCAGAAGUACGUGGCGGGGCACACCUUCCACAUGCCCCCCUGCAAGGUCUGCCACUGCCCCAACGCCGGCGGGGAGCUGAUGUGCUACCAGCUGCCGGACUGCGACUCCUUCGCCCUGAACACCGCCAGCCCGCUGGACGCCGAGGACGGCGAACCGGAGAGGCACUACGACGAUCCCUACAGCUACGACCAGGAGGCGCCCGAGGCAGACAGCACCCAGGUGGAAUCUCCAAAGAAAUACAGGAGUUACUCAUCCCACCUGGAGCAGGAGAGCCUCAGCCAAGAGCAGGGUGAGGACUAUGACUACCUGCCCGCCAGCGUGGCUCCCUCGGCGCUGGCUCCGGCCGAUGGGGGCACGCAGGAGCCAUCCACCCCAGGCACCACGCUCAUGCCCAGGGUGCCCUCUGAGGGCCACAGUGCCACGGACAGAAGCCAGCAGAGGAGGGUGCCCCGCACCACUGCAGCAUCCCUCCAGCAAACCACGCAUCAGGAAGCAGCAGUAACCACCGGUGCUGCGCUGGAGCACACAACGGCCACCACUGAGACACCCAGACAUCUGGAGGAACUGGAGAGGAGGCCAAAGGGGAAGCAGCGGGACAAAGAGGGGCAGGAGCAGGAAAGAGCUCCUCACUCUAAAAUGAAGAAGCAUGCCAGGAAAGAGGAGGCAGGCAACAGCCUGGAUCUGGGCAUGAAGGAGGUGAAUCUGACGGAGCCCAGCUGGGCCAAAGCUUCCCAUGCCAGCCAGGAGGGCAAUGCUCUCCCCAAGGUCAGGUUCAGUGCCACCACCUCUCCUCCCCUCGCUCUGAAGGAGGACCACAGCCAAGUGUCCCAGAAGCAGUCACAGACCCUUUACCGUUACCACCCCGAGGAGGACGGGGACCCCAACUCUAUCCACGCCAGCCCCAGGGUAUCAGGAGGUUCCACAAAGGAAUUGAUUGAGAGCUGCUGUGGAGCUGGCCAGCAGUGGGCUAUAGACAAUGGGGAGUGCAGAGAGAUCCCUGUAAGUGGAGUGGAUGGUGAUACCUGCAGAGUUGCCCAGAAGCAGUGCUGUGUGUCCACAGUGCAGGAGAGCAGCUGCCUGGCUGGCAUGGUGGCUGCCAAGGAAGGGGACACCUGCGGGCCAGAGGAGAGCGAGCCCUGCGGAGGGGCAGCCUACAAGCAAUGCUGUGACUGCUGCAGCCUGGGCCUGCGCCUGAGGAGGGAGGAGAAGACCUGUGAGUCCAGCAUCAACCUGGGCUACCCCUGCAGCCAUGUGAUGCUGUCCUGCUGUGAAGGGGGGGACCACUUCAGCCACCCAGAAAUAAAGAGACAUCCUGAGCCUCUGCCAACAGUGACACCUGAGAAGGUUUCAGAGACAGAAGAUCACAAUGAAGCUCUGUCCAUCAGCAGUGAAGCUGAGCUGUCGAAUAACCUGCCUGGAGAUGACCUGGAUGAGUGCCUGCUGUAUGGGGGGGAGCUCUGCCAGCACCUCUGUAUAAACACCGUGGGCUCCUACAAGUGCUCCUGCUUCCCAGAGUUCACUUUGCAGGAGGAUGGCAUCAGCUGCUCUCCAGAUCCUGACGGAGGAGAGGUGACAAGGCUGGAAGCAGAAGCCACCAUCCCUCCAGCAGCCUCUCCUCAGCCCAUCCUCAUCGUGUCCCUGCAAGAGGAGCAGGAUAAGUGCAAAGAUAAUGGCCCCUGCAAGCACAUCUGCAGCGUGGUGGAAGGAGAUGUUGUGUGCUCCUGCUUGGCUGGAUACACCCUCAUGGCUGAUGGGACUUCUUGUGAGGAUGUGAAUGAGUGUGUGGCAGACAGCCACAGCUGCCAGCGGAGAGAGCACUGCCUCAACACCCUGGGGUCAUUCAGGUGUGUCCAGGAGCUGAGCUGCCAGCCAGGCUUUGAGCUGAAGGAUGGAGAAUGUGUAGAUGUUGAUGAGUGCCAGAGGGGAACUCACAGCUGCAAAGUGAACUUCCUCUGUCAGAACACAGAAGGAUCCUUCUACUGUGAGUCGAAGCAGCGCUGCAUGGAUGGAUUUUUACAAGACCCCGAGGGAAACUGUGUCGAUAUUAAUGAAUGCACAUCUCUCCCUGAGCCAUGCAAGCCAGGAUUCAACUGCAUCAACACAGUGGGGUCCUACACCUGCCAAAGGAACAUGCUGACCUGCAGCAGAGGCUACCACUCCAACGAGGAGGGGACACGCUGCGUCGAUGUGGACGAGUGUCAGACUGGUGUGCACCGCUGCGGUGAGGGGCAGCUCUGCCACAACCUCCCCGGGGCUUACCGCUGCGACUGCAAGAUGGGCUACCAGUACGACGCCUUCAGCAGGAGCUGUGUUGACAUCAACGAGUGCUGGAACUACCCCGGGCGCCUGUGCCAGCACACCUGUGAGAACUCCGCCGGCUCCUACCACUGCAGCUGCUCCUCCGGCUUCCGCCUGGCCUACGACGGGAAGCACUGUGAAGAUGUGAACGAGUGCGACGCCGGUCCCUGCAGCCAGGAGUGUGCCAAUGUUUAUGGCUCCUACCAGUGCUACUGCAGGCAAGGCUUCCAGCUAGCAGAAGAUGGGCACUCCUGUAAAGACAUCGACGAGUGCACGCAGAGCGCGGGCAUCCUUUGUACCUUCCGCUGCCUCAACGUUCCUGGCAGCUACCAGUGUGCCUGUCCUGAGCAGGGCUACACCAUGGCAGCAAAUGGAAGAACCUGUCGAGAUGUUGAUGAGUGUGCCCUAGGAAGCCACAACUGCUCAGCUGCAGAGACCUGCUACAACAUCCAGGGCAGCUUCCGCUGCCUGUCCUUCGAGUGCCCCUCCAACUACAGGAAGGUCUCUGACAUGAGGUGCGAGCGGAUCGGCUGCUUCAGUUACCUGGACUGCCAGAACACGCCGGUGCGCAUCACCUACUACCAGCUCAACUUCCAGACCAACAUCGUGGUCCCGGCUCACAUCUUCCGCAUUGGGCCCUCACCUGCCUACGCCGGGGACAGCAUCGUCCUCACCAUCACCCAGGGCAACGAGGAGAGCUACUUCAGCACCCGCAGGCUCAACGCCUACACCGGCAUCGUCUACCUGCAGCGCCAGGUCAAGGAGCCCAAGGACUUCCUGCUGGACGUGGAGAUGAAACUGUGGCGCCAGGGCACCUACACCACCUUCCUGGCCAAGAUCUACAUCUUCAUCACAGCUCAUGCCUACUGA